Molecule: messenger RNA, 5283 nt
Organism: Anopheles stephensi (Asian malaria mosquito)
Lineage: Eukaryota; Metazoa; Arthropoda; Insecta; Diptera; Culicidae
Product: netrin receptor unc-5-like
Exons: 11
Coding region: 1255-4704 (1149 amino acids)
Biological process (GO): netrin-activated signaling pathway; motor neuron axon guidance
Cellular component (GO): membrane
Molecular function (GO): netrin receptor activity
Source: RefSeq, a predicted model, not a curated record
AGUUUCAUUGAAAACGUUCGGCGGGCAAGACGUGUUCUCGCAGCGCAAGUUCUUGUGCCGAGUGAGUUUCGCGCCUUGUGUACGUACGUAAAUACGGCAAACGCGUGCUCGAACCGUGCUUGUUACGCUAAGGAUGAAAAGCGUGUGUGGUGUUUUUGGAUGGUGUUCCGGGCAAAAAAUCUGAAAAGUCACUGUAAUCAACGGGCAAAGAAGGAAUAUUAAUCAGUUUUUGUUAAGCCAGGAAAGAAGUCCAGUGCAGUGAAAGUGUUGGGAAGCGAUAACCUUGUGCACGGGCGCGAUUGUGUCCGUGGAAUGUCACCGAGCAAAGUAUGUUGGGCGAUGCAGUGUCAUGUGUCGAGAGGUAAAAGGUUAGGCCACAGUGCAAGCGAAGUUGAUGUUAUCAAGAGAGUUCAACCCGGAUCGAAGCCGAAGAUGUGCGCUUGUGAUGGAAUCAGCCGGGAUUAAUCACAUUAAUCGUCCCGAGAAUUGAUGCAGUGCCGGGCAGUGAGAGUGAGCUCGUGUGUUGGAUUACUUACAGUGCAUUUGCUCAGUGACGGCAGGCCACCCAGCGAUGAGGCGGUGCAUGUGGAGGGUGUAUUUGUGUGUUUUAACGCAGCGUAUGUGAUGUUGUGGCUAAGUGAAGAGAUCAAAGCAAGAGUAACCUCUUUCCAAAUGAAGCUGAGCAAACGCUGAGUAAAUGUGUACUGGCAGGCACUCGGCGCGGUGGAAAACGGCUAACGAUAUUUUUUUUGUUCGAUGGGAAAGCAAAAUACCAACUCUUUCAACGAUUUGAUUCAGACGCAAUAAACGGAUGGGGAGCUAGUAUGGAGUGAAACAAAAACAUCCAUCUGCAGCUGUACGUGAAUCGCCGGUAUCGUCUGGCUAUCAGACUUCAGCAGCUCACAGGACUGCGGGCGGCCAAGAAACUACUGGGGAGGAGCAAGGAAUACGUUUUAAAUCAAUCCCGAUUCAAUUCUGAUGGCUCAACAACUAGAGCGAGCCAUGAUCUUCAGUGUGCAGUCAAGGAAAAAGCAUUAUCAGCUACAAACAUCAGUAUCAACGGUCAUCGCCAACGUGAUCAUCUAAGCCUGUGUGUGUGGAUUAUGAUGAGCUUUUACAGCUGAUGAUGAUGUAUUCCUCUACAUUCCUGCGAUAGAUCACCUCGUUGUUAACUCAGAGAUACAUCCUGCAUGAGCGUGUCGACAACAAAUCUGAACACCCUCCUCUGCUUAAGCCACCUUUCUCGUUCGUACAAUGAAUGUGUCCCGCAAAUUACCACAUUUCCUUCAGCUAUAUUUUAUUUGUAUCGUCGGUCUGAUCGGGGCAGUGGGUCUGGAAAUCAAAAACCAUCCCCGGACGGACGUCAAAAAUGUGUCCACAGCCUUUCCAUUUACCUUCGAGCCGCGUAAAGAUACCGCAUUGGAACAGUAUAAAUCACCGCCAUUCGAUGACAAUGGCCACAGGCGGUCCACUCUUAACCGUCACCGAUCGCAACCCAUAUCCCACCAAACCGAUGCAAAAUCUGGGAGGGCUUCGUUCAGCCCGGCAAACGACCAACGAGAACCCCGGAAAAACUACGACACUCUCAUCCCAUUAUCCGUGGAAGCGAAAGACGGGUCGAUACACGCGGUCGAUAAGUCGGAAAACAAUCAUGCGGAAAUGAAACUUUCUCAGCGUCAUCAUCGGCCAGCAAGCGGUGUAUUGAAGGUGGGAGAGGACGUCCAGAAGUCGGCUCGCAUGCUCGACGACCGGUUUCCUGUCGAUGAUGAUGUUGUCGACGCUGCGAAGGACGAAUACUACGACACUCCUACCGGGGAAGAGCACGAAGGUGAUAAUUAUGAGGACGGUAAAAUAAUCAAUUCGGGUGCGUUGGACAACUUUUUUGGCGGGAAAUCUACGGCUUCGUCCAGCGGGGCAUCAGGUGCCGAGGGAGAAUAUCGGAAGGGUUCGAAAACAGUGCAUGGCUAUAAGAGUGGAAAAUCGGAGGGUGCUCAGGAGUCGAAUGCACAAGAGGAACUCGACGAAGAGGACGAGGACGUUGAGGAUGAGGAGGAGGACGAUGAGGAAGACGACAGUGAAGUGUCAUAUGGCGAGGAUGUCCUUCCGCCGAGUGAAGCGUUCGGCACGUUUGGUGGAAGAACCGAGGGAGGGUUGAAGGUGGAGGAGGCGCCGUACUUUCUGGUCGAGCCCCAGAGUACUUACGUGAUCCGGAGCAAGCCAGCCGUCCUGAAGUGUAAAGCAGCCAACACGUUGCAGAUUCAUUUCAAGUGCAGUGGCAGCAUAAAGCCACCACCGUCGAUCGAAGAAUCGCACGUCGACCCUCACAGCGGGGUUCACUUCCAGGAGGUGACGGCCACCAUAUCUCGCGACCUGGUGUACGAGUACUUUGGCAAGCUACCGUUCAAAUGCGAAUGCCACGCCUGGUCUCCUCGCGGGAAAGCCGUCAGCCAGCCAGCCUCGAUUAUUGUUGCGUAUUUGAAGAAAAACUUCGAGCUCCAGGACACCAGGAUUCGGGCUGAAAUUGGAGAAAAGCUGGAAAUAAAAUGUGUCGCUCCCAAGGGUUAUCCUAAGCCCCAAAUAACGUGGUUGAAAAACAACAUCACCAUCACGGCAAGCUCCCUGUUGACCUUCACCACAGAAGGAAACAUUGUGAUAACAAGUGUAAAUCUCCAGGACAUAGGAAAUUAUUCGUGCGUGGCGGAGAACAUUGCUGGAAAAAGAACAUCGGAGCCAAUCGAACUGAUCGUUUACGUGAAUGGAGGUUGGAGCCAAUGGAGCACCUGGCUGGAGUGUCGAUGUCCGGGAAAACCAGCUCAGGGAAGGAAGCGUACACGUACCUGCAGUGAUCCGAUUCCCCUGUAUGGUGGAGCACCCUGUGUAGGUCCUAACCAACAGAAGACAGUCGACUGUGUGACAUGUCCAGAAGACACACAGAUAAUCACUCCUAACGGCUUUGAGGAUAACGCAUUCGUUCGCCGUUGGUCCGGAUGGUCUGCGUGGAGCUCGUGCACAAAACAGUGCACCCAAUCAAGGAGAAGAAUCUGCCGCACGCAAAAUGUGGACUACUACGAUAAGGCCCUGGUGAAGCAUCAUCAACAGUUGGCCGCCUUGAUGGAGGAUCACGACGAGCAGGAGAGCAGUGCCUACGGUUGUCACGGCAAGGACGUUCAAACCAUCGUUUGUCGGGGUGGUGAAUGCAGAAUUGAUGACACAGCAUCUGAUUGGAUCUUUUAUCUGGGACUCGGGUUCAUCGUGACGCUCUGCCUGACAUUCCUGGUGUUUCUGUUGCACAUGCGACAUCGACAGAAGCUACCAACGUACUCAAUCACACGGACCUCUCCAGAUCAGCACACAUACACGCACGAGUUUCAAAAGAAGCUUACUCUCUCCUCGAACCCUCCCGACAUAAACAUACGUGUCAAUGGCUACGAAUAUUCCAAUGGCAGCACCAUGGAAGCCCCAAAGAUACCGAGUCAGAAUGUCCCACUUCUAUUGACCAGAUCCACAUCCGAACAUCACUACGACGAACCGCAAUUCAACUCGAUGCAAGCGAUUCAGGCGGCCAAUAAAGACGAUUCGGGUAUGAACGUGUACAACCAACAGAAGGCUGCGACGGGAGUGGUUCUUCAGCAUCAUUACCAUCAGUAUCACUCACUCGAGCAGAGCCACCUUCAACGCCAGAUAACAGCGGCAUCACCUAUCGCCACUCAAUCGCAGAAGGGCCAGUAUCGCAGCUCCGAAUCUCUGUCGGGGACGUCCAACACCAACACAUCAAACUCAACCUACGCCAUUGCCACGACGGAUUCGCUGGACACGUCCAGUUCGUCCGAGGCUAUGUACAAAUCGAACUCCGCUCGUCAGGUUGUCACCUCGGAAGGGGGAUGGCUGGAGCUGGAGCAUCUGCACACGUCGCUUUCCAUUCCAGAGGGAGCCAUUCCGACGGCACUAAGGAUAAACGUGUUUCUAGCCGUCAUGUACGACUCCAAAGAUACGAUACUAGUCGAAAACCAGGUCACCCACAUCAGUCCGACGAUUGUGUGUGGGCCAGCCAAGAGCAAUUUCUCCAAACCGCUCAUCAUCAAGGUUCCGCACUGCGCCGAGGACAUUGCCAGCUGGAAGGUGUCACUCUUCUACAAGGAGGAAGUGACGAACUGCUGGAAAAAGAUUGCGUCCUCGGAGAACGACGUGCCAAGCCCGCAGGCCUACAUUCAGCUGGACCAGCACAACGCGUACAUCAUGACGCGGAAGCUCGGCAAGUAUCUGCUCGGCGGAGAGAGUCUUGCGCCAGAGGUGAACGUCACCAAGCGGCUGAAGAUCGUCAUGUUCGGUCCAGUUCGGAAACCGGAAGCCGACUUCAACAUACGCGCCUACGUACUGGAGGACUAUCCGAGUGCUCUUGAACACUGCAGUGGAAUCGAAACUCGACUGGGUUAUUUCCAGAUCGGACAGAGCUCGCCGUUCCACUUUGCCAAUAGCAAAGAGGCGAUGACGCUACGCAUCAACUGCUCGGGCGGAUGGACGACGGCCGCCGAGUGUUCGCUGCAGAAGAUCCCGUUCAAUCACAUCUGGAAGAACAUGGCGAUCCUGCACUGCGAGUUCUUGCUGCACAAGCUGACCGAUGAGAUGCCUUGUUUACGAUUGGAGCUUGCUGCCGAGCAGGACAACGGUGCCAAAGUGCUUAUCACGUCCGUGGCGUUCUCGUGAUAGUACAUAGCGCGAGCUCUCCAAAAGCUGAUGACUUUGUAGAAGGGUGUCCUCAGACUCGGACAUGUCCUCAAGCAUAUGUUCUUUAAACAUACAGUUACUGUUAGCUGCGCAUCACGUUAGACAUUGUCGCAAGGCGAGAACGAAACAAAAACCGAGGCCAUUACCUAGCGAAUAACGUAGCAUUAGAAUCUCACACUCAUAUACAAAUCGCACAUCUUCACCAGUUGUUAUCCAACGCAUGUAUCGUAUUGAGCUAUAGCGGUUGUGUCCAGCGCAAGGAUCGACUAUUAGAUCGUAGAACAGGAUGAAAAUGCCAAAUGUGGGGAGCUUUGGAGCUGGAAGCGUCAUGCAUGCCGUACUCUAGUUAUCAUCGCCGUUCAAAGUAGACACUCGCCCACUCGCCGGUCAGCGAUGCUAGCGGUGCAUUAAUCGAGUUGUACAUACUACAAUUAACAGUUGUGCCGAUUAGCGACGAUCUAGGUUAAGAUUCUGUUUCCCACGGAUGUCCUCGUGUCCGUAGCUCUAUUGAUAAAGACUGAUUGUGAGGAACAAUAAAAAGUUGAUAUAGAAACAAUG